Osmia lignaria (orchard mason bee) is the source of this 911-nucleotide messenger RNA. RefSeq lists its product as uncharacterized. NCBI's taxonomy places the organism in Eukaryota, Metazoa, Arthropoda, Insecta, Hymenoptera, Megachilidae. The record is from RefSeq and is a predicted model, not a curated record.
ACACUGCAGAGACCCAGUUUCCUGGUUUUCUAGUGGGGUAAGCACAUAGCGCAAAAAAAAAGAAAAUGUUCUCCACUUACUAGAUCAGCUAGCAGUAGUCUGUUCGCUGAUCGGAUGCAAGUAACACGCGUUUCAUACUCCGGUUAUGAAAUAUUCUAAAGAAAACCGAACCAUUCUUCAUACAAUAAGAUGUUUCUGCUUUGAAAGUUAAUUGGCGUUGCUGAGGAUAAAGAAAAGGAGGAAAGAAGCCAUGAAUGGAAUGCGAACAAUUUUCUGCUAUUUCUGCUUUGUGAUUAUGUUGGAGAGUCUUGUUCACGCUGAAGAACCGAACGACCCGAAUGAAAAUCUACGACUUGAUAUAUCUCGAGGAGUUACGUUGCACGUCGCAAACAAUACAACGAGCAUAGUUAUCAGAAUGUCGACUCUGCUCAAGAAAAAUGAUGUAGAACAGAGGAACGUGGGCAGAUUAGCCUUUAGAAAGGAUUUUCUGAGGAGAAUUGGUAUGACGAUAAUGAUGAUUCCGAUGAUAAUACAGUUAAUCAGCUUACCGGCUACUCUAGCGUCCAUCAAAAUGAGUUUGUUAAGAAGUUUAUUGGUAGGAAAAAUAGCACUAAUUGUGAUACUCUUCAAUGCGCUGAGGAAUUCGCAAAAAUCGGAGGUGGUAUUGGUCCACAGACCUGAGUAUCACGAACACUACUACAAUUCUUAUCAUCAACCGGAAGACGACGACGAAGGCUGGGUGGGAAGAUGAAGAAAACGCAAGUUCUUCGAAUAAAACAUCUUCGAGCGCAUCAUGAACAAUGUAUUAUCGUUUCUCUACCUGUUUUCUUAUCGACAAAGUGCGUGAAACUGUGCUGUGACGACGCUAAAGAAGACAUUAUUUCUGUAUAAAUUGUAACGUUUUUUUUUUC